AUGAAAACGAGAGGUUCAGCUGGGUCCCAGGCCAACACCCCAACGGCUGCAGGAGACUCAUUUGUCAAAGGACAUGGAAGCCCGAAGGUUGCUACUCCUGAUUCAAUGCCAAAAGUUCACCCCUCGCGGAAACUAACGCCAAAACCCGGGCCAGUCACGUCGCGCGUUACACCUCGUCCCUUAUCAGGCACGCCGAGACCGCCCCUGGGAACUCGUGAACGUUAUGGUCCGGUUCCUCCACGACCAACUUCCACUCCACCCUCCGUACAUAUACUCAAGCACACACCCCCUGCUUCGUCACCGAAUUUCACUCCCUUUCACCCUAGCGGAUUACAGAAACACCCGACUCCACGUUUAUCUAAAGGUGCACCCCGCAAGAUCGCUCAGUCCCCUGGGGUUUUUUCUCCGAAAUCCGCUACUCGAGUGGGGAAACCUACACCCGCUUUUUCUGGCACUAGCCCACGCUCGCCACGAAGUGCGCUACCUACACCGUCUCCAUUAGUACGAUCGCCCGCUCCGAAAGUACUGGACUCACGUCAAUCUCCUCACAGGGCCCGAAAUGGUGUCAGACGCUCAAACGUUCGAAGCACAUCGCGCUUAUCUCUCACCUCGAAGAAUCAUGGAAGUGACAGAUCAGGUAUCACCACAGUGACACCUCCUGGACGCUCAUCAAGUGCGGCGACUGAACUAGCUGCUUCACCUGUGCGUACACCUGGUACUAAAAUCUCUGGAUAUCACACAGCGCGCCUUGGAAGUCCAUCCAGUUCACUAAAGGACAAACUGAAAGCCAAUAAAGUUUCACUCGAGGGCCUUACGAAGAAGCCUGUGCAUCCAAAUACCGCGCGAGGACUGCAUGCCAAGAUAAAACGACCGAUAGAUAGUCGUGCUAGUAUGGUGACUGAAAACAUAAUCAGAUCAGCUGCGAAGCGGGCAAAGGGUGUUUCGUUCGGUCCAGCAUUAAGUCCUGAGCAGUUCGAUAAAACUCUCCCACCAUCCACACCAGUAAAGAAGGGAGCAAUUCCACAGGAAGCCACUACUCCAAGUACUUCGAAUGCUUUGUUGAAACACAGGGCACCCACACCGUUUUCUAGAUCUGUCUCUGGAGUCUCUCAGAAACAAACACCAAUGUUUUCACCAAGCUAUGUGACUGCUACACCUAGUAGGAUUUCAGGAGUUAUUUCGUUACCACCAACGCCAGAUACUAACCUCCUAGAUUCGUUGAAUGGCUCAUUGAAGAGUUCUGAGAGGCCCAUUUCUUUUGCAACAUACUCCGCCCCGGCGCAUAAACAGCGCUCACCUGGGAGAACAUUAAAGCCUCAUCUUCGACAUUCAUUUGGUCCCGAAGCUACAGCCUGGCAAAAGGUUUCUCGUAAGCAAGCAGUCCCACGUGUCCCUCAUUCCACUCCUACUUCUCCUCACCGAACCGCAACGAUCCAUUCUGGGGCUAGCAAUCAAGAUCGAAGCACUGGCUUCCCACGUAUCUCUGCUUCGUUUUCUGGUAAGAGUCGCUCGCCCUUAGUAGUUCAUUCGACCGAUGCCAAAACCAACAGUCCUCGUCGCAGUUUAGUUCAUCCACGUUUGUCAUCCGCCUAUUCUAGAAAGAGUCCUCUAUUAUUCAGUCCUUUAAGCACGAAUCACUUGUUAGAAAAAGACCCAGGGGGUGUGUUGUCACUGGAUAGCCCCCGCCAUAGUGUUGGUCGUCCGCGCGCAUCGUCUGUUCCGCUAGAGGAAAGCAGUGGUUGGAUUACGCCCACCACUACCAGCCGACUCUCGAACAACACUAAAUCUAGGACCCCAUCGGUGUCUGGUGUUGCUGCUUUAUCCCAAAUGAAUGGUGUCAGUCCACCUGAAAGUCGUAAUGUUGGACGACCGCGGUCUUCAUCUAUUCCGUCUGCUGAAAGGAGCAACAAUUCUCACAGUGCUAAGCGCAUGAUUGGUGCUCAUCGAUUGAAGGAAACUCCGAGGUCUUCCAUAACGCCACGCAUACCACCUGAUGCUGAUUUACUUCCAUCAUCUAAUCUCAGUCCACCGACCCGUUGGUCACAUGCGUCGUCUACGAAGCGAAGUGCAUCGUCGACACCACGUAGUACGAAGAGAACUGUUUCGAAGACUCCGCUGACGGGUGUUCGUCGAUUGAUGAAGACGCCGAAGUCUUCAGGCACUCCUCGUGUAUCUGGAGUAGCCGAUCUGUUCCAGACAACCGAUGUGAAUGUAGUGAGUCCUCAUCGUAGUGUUGGUCGUCCACGAGCGUCAUCUGCGAAGCAAAGUGCAUCGUCGACACCACGUAGUACGAAGCGAACUGUUUCGAAGACUCCGCUGACGGGUGUUCGUCGAUUGAUGAAGACGCCGAAGUCUUCAGGCACUCCUCGUGUAUCUGGAGUAGCCGAUCUGUUCCAGACAACCGAUGUGAAUGUAGUGAGUCCUCAUCGUAGUGUUGGUCGUCCACGAGCGUCAUCUGCGAAGCGAAGUGCAUCGUCGACACCACGUAGUACGAAGCGAACUGUUUCGAAGACUCCGCUGACGGGUGUUCGUCGAUUGAUGAAGACGCCGAAGUCUUCAGGCACUCCUCGUGUAUCUGGAGUAGCCGAUCUGUUCCAGACAACCGAUGUGAAUGUAGUGAGUCCUCAUCGUAGUGUUGGUCGUCCACGAGCGUCAUCUGCGAAGCGAAGUGCAUCGUCGACACCACGUAGUACGAAGCGAACUGUUUCGAAGACUCCGCUGACGGGUGUUCGUCGAUUGAUGAAGACGCCGAAGUCUUCAGGCACUCCUCGUGUAUCUGGAGUAGCCGAUCUGUUCCAGACAACCGAUGUGAAUGUAGUGAGUCCUCAUCGUAGUGUUGGUCGUCCACGAGCGUCAUCUGCGAAGCGAAGUGCAUCGUCGACACCACGUAGUACGAAGCGAACUGUUUCGAAGACUCCGCUGACGGGUGUUCGUCGAUUGAUGAAGACGCCGAAGUCUUCAGGCACUCCUCGUGUAUCUGGAGUAGCCGAUCUGUUCCAGACAACCGAUGUGAAUGUAGUGAGUCCUCAUCGUAGUGUUGGUCGUCCACGAGCGUCAUCUGCGAAGCGAAGUGCAUCGUCGACACCACGUAGUACGAAGCGAACUGUUUCGAAGACUCCGCUGACGGGUGUUCGUCGAUUGAUGAAGACGCCGAAGUCUUCAGGCACUCCUCGUGUAUCUGGAGUAGCCGAUCUGUUCCAGACAACCGAUGUGAAUGUAGUGAGUCCUCAUCGUAGUGUUGGUCGUCCACGAGCGUCAUCUGCGAAGCGAAGUGCAUCGUCGACACCACGUAGUACGAAGCGAACUGUUUCGAAGACUCCGCUGACGGGUGUUCGUCGAUUGAUGAAGACGCCGAAGUCUUCAGGCACUCCUCGUGUAUCUGGAGUAGCCGAUCUGUUCCAGACAACCGAUGUGAAUGUAGUGAGUCCUCAUCGUAGUGUUGGUCGUCCACGAGCGUCAUCUGCGAAGCGAAGUGCAUCGUCGACACCACGUAGUACGAAGCGAACUGUUUCGAAGACUCCGCUGACGGGUGUUCGUCGAUUGAUGAAGACGCCGAAGUCUUCAGGCACUCCUCGUGUAUCUGGAGUAGCCGAUCUGUUCCAGACAACCGAUGUGAAUGUAGUGAGUCCUCAUCGUAGUGUUGGUCGUCCACGAGCGUCAUCUGCGAAGCGAAGUGCAUCGUCGACACCACGUAGUACGAAGCGAACUGUUUCGAAGACUCCGCUGACGGGUGUUCGUCGAUUGAUGAAGACGCCGAAGUCUUCAGGCACUCCUCGUGUAUCUGGAGUAGCCGAUCUGUUCCAGACAACCGAUGUGAAUGUAGUGAGUCCUCAUCGUAGUGUUGGUCGUCCACGAGCGUCAUCUGCGAAGCAAAGUGCAUCGUCGACACCACGUAGUACGAAGCGAACUUUUUCGAAGACUCCGCUGACGGGUGUUCGUCGAUUGAUGAAAACGCCGAAGUCUUCAGGCACUCCUCGUGUAUCUGGAGUAGCCGAUCUGUUUCAGACAACCGAUGUGAAUGUAGUGAGUCCUCAUCGUAGUGUUGGUCGUCCGCGUGCUUCAUCCUCAGCUAAUGAUAAGAGUGGUAUGAAAGAUAAUCUGAUUGCAGCUGUUCCAGCUGGUGUGGUGCGUGCUCGUCGAAGACAGGUAGGCGUCGAUCAUCGAAGUAUCUCAGUUGGAGAUGAGGUACCUUCUGUUUCAAAAGAAAGCCGUAUGCGCUCUUGUCGCGGUAAGCUCAACAAUAAAAAAAUUCCCAAAUCUGUGGGGAAAUCGAAAACUGUUAUAGGUGAUCUUGAUUCAGACGUCUCGUCCAAGGAGCCUAAGUCUAUGGGAGGUAACACCAAUGGAAAUUCUUCCGUUAUCACCGAUCACCGUUCAUCAACUUUGCCGUCGUCGUUGGUGUCUGUUAUGGGUUCUCGACGGCGUGGGAGGACGGCAGAGGUUCCUGGAUUUGUUGAAGAGCACUCUCCCGUGAGAAAGAAACGCAACCUACGUGGGGGUGUUCAGUCCUCAAGGUCGGUGAGUAAAUCUGUCCUCAAGGACACUCCAGGGAUACCGGAUGCUAAACCAACGAUAGCGAGACAGACUCGCAGUCGUGUCCAACUUGGCACGAAGAACGUUGAUUCUAAGGGCCCCAAGCUGUCAUCACCUGCACGAGGGAAGCGAAUCAUUCGACCCGAGCGGUUGGUCGCAGCCAAGGUUUCCACUCCCGGUUCGGAAAAUAAGCUUGGAGUACUGGCUGCUGGAACCAAAAGGCGCCAACUGGAUGCUUCACAGCACUCUCCAGUUAAUUCGAAAGACGUUUCCACUGUACAUCCGCCGUCUACGAAAAGGCGUGCUGUUACUACUGUUAUAGAUAAGAAGGAAUCGCCACGUUCGGCCUCUGCAAACGCAUCCAGCAAAUCUAGCAAGGUUUUACUCCAGAAGGUUUCUGUGACCCCUCUUUCCAAUCGGCCAGUGGUCGACACAUUGCAGGGGAAACUACUGAAAUUAAGUAACCGAGUGUGGAAGAAGAAUGGCUUGGCUCGACUUUAA
Opisthorchis viverrini is the source of this 5034-nucleotide messenger RNA. RefSeq lists its product as hypothetical. Gene Ontology annotation, biological process: regulation of chromosome segregation; regulation of mitotic nuclear division. Gene Ontology annotation, cellular component: chromosome; nucleus. The transcript has 3 exons. NCBI's taxonomy places the organism in Eukaryota, Metazoa, Platyhelminthes, Trematoda, Opisthorchiida, Opisthorchiidae. The record is from RefSeq and is a predicted model, not a curated record. The coding region runs from base 1 to 5034 and encodes 1677 amino acids.